AUGGUUGCCCGUCCGGCCCUCCGAAGGGUCGCGAUCCCUUCGUCGCUCAGAACCUCCACCACACACCUCGAAUCCCGGAUAUCACGGUCCCCCUUCUCGACAACCCUCCAGUCGCGCAACAACCAGAAGCCAAACAACAACAACUCAGUACCCGAAUAUGCCAUUCCCGAUCCUGCGCGCCCUACCCACUUCGGUUUCGAGACCGUCACCGAGGCCGAGAAGAGAGAGCGUGUUGCCGGCGUCUUUACCAGUGUCGCUGAGUCGUAUGAUCGCAUGAACGAUCUCAUGUCUUUUGGAUGGCAUCGCGUAUGGAAGGACCACUUCGUCUCCUCCCUCAACCCAGGCUUCACCCCCCUCACCGCCCCCGGCUCCUCCCCGCUCGCCCCCCAACACAUCCUCGACAUCGCCGGCGGCACCGGCGAUAUCGCCUUCCGCAUGCUUCACAACGCGCACGUCAUCAACGGCAACCAGGACGUGCGCGUCACCAUUUCCGACAUCAACCCCGCCAUGUUGACCGUCGGCAAACAGCGCAGCUCCGCCCUCCCAGCCUCGCAACAAGCAGUCCUGUCCUUCCUCGAAGCCAACGCCGAGGACCUCACCCAGACCAAGCCGCUGGGCGCCAACCAAGUCGGCUACUCCCCCACGAACGGAAUCCCCGACGAGUCCGUCGACCUGUACACCGUCGCCUUCGGCAUCCGCAACUUUUCCAACAUCCCCGCCGCUUUGCGGGAGGCGUACCGCGUGCUCAAGCCCGGCGGCGUGUUUGCUUGCUUGGAGUUCAGCAAGGCCGAUAAGCACCCUCUUUUCAACACUAUUUACAAGCAGUGGAGCUUUUCGGCGAUCCCGCUGAUCGGACAGCUGGUCGCGGGCGAUCGCGAUAGUUACCAGUAUCUUGUCGAGAGUAUCGAAAAGUUCCCUAGCCAGGAGGAUUUUAGGGAUAUGAUUGUCGAUGCGGGCUUCGUGGUGGGCGGAAAGGGGUAUGAGGACUUGACGGGCGGCGUGGCUGCUAUUCAUAAGGGGAUGAAGCCUAGGAGGAAGUAA
Sordaria macrospora k-hell is the source of this 1041-nucleotide messenger RNA. RefSeq lists its product as uncharacterized. NCBI's taxonomy places the organism in Eukaryota, Fungi, Ascomycota, Sordariomycetes, Sordariales, Sordariaceae. Gene Ontology annotation, biological process: ubiquinone biosynthetic process. The record is from RefSeq and is a predicted model, not a curated record. Gene Ontology annotation, molecular function: methyltransferase activity.